UACCUUCGCAGCUGCCAUAGAAAACAAAAAUGGCAGCCCCCUUGGUGCGGCAUGCCAUGAGGAGAUGUUUAGCACACAACUGUGCUGUUACUGUAAGGAGGGGUUUGCGUUCUGGUGCAACACCAUCUGUCUUCACCAGGCUCUUACUAAAACUUGAUCACUAUUUCUAUGAUGUGGAGAGCUUUUUAUAUUUGAAAGAGUGGUGGAAGACAAAAGUGGUCAAGUUCCAGAAUAAGUAUUUUGGUUAUGUGCAAAAGAGGUAUGGUGCUCAAAUAGGAGCUGCAUAUUACAUCCUGGCUAUCAAAGGGAGCUUCAGAUUUGCUGGCCAGUCUCAAUGGUUUCGUCCAGACUCAACAGGAAUGUUCAGCUUUAUGAGGUCCCCUCAUGGACAAAUUGAAGAAGUGGAUCUGAGUGGCACCCUAAUAAACCUUAAUGGACUCGGCAACCUUAUAUCCCAGAAUAAACUGAAAACUCUCUCCUUACGAGGAUGUCCGGAAGUGGACGACUGGUUCCUUGCUCGUCUUCACGUCUUUAGAGACAGUCUGGUGGAAUUAGACCUGUCUGACUGCACUCAUGUGACUGUAGGAGGGCUCGCUGCAUUACAGAACCUCAGAAAACUAAAACGGCUGGACAUUUCUGGACUUCCUCGACUUCAGUGUCCAGGUCUGGUCCGGAUACUGUUGGAGGAAAUGCUACCUCACUGUCAGGUCAUUGGAGUUGAAAGUGAGCAGGGCAUGAUCCAGCCAGAAAGACAAGAGCCAACAGACAUUGAUGAUGCUUCCACACAGAGUGGGCUGAGACGUUCAUAAUGGAGGCUUAUGUAGCAUCAAACAACUGUUCUGCCAUUUUAACAAAGGGUUGUUCUGAAUGUUAUGUGCAUGAUUGUUGCAAAUUUUAUUGUAGAUAUAGAUUAUAUAAUGUUUUGAGACAAACACAAUAAAAGUUUGUGUUGUAAUGUGAAAUUUUA
Molecule: messenger RNA, 967 nt
Organism: Danio rerio (zebrafish)
Lineage: Eukaryota; Metazoa; Chordata; Actinopteri; Cypriniformes; Danionidae
Source: RefSeq, a predicted model, not a curated record